UAUCGCACAAAAUUCUUUCCAAACGUUCUCUUUUCAAAUUUUUAAAAGUUCUUGAAAGCUUUGGUCUAUUUUAAAACCAGUCCAAUAUUUAAAACGUUGUAUAGCUCUCGAUUGUUUGUGAGAUUUUGGUGACUCAAGAUGAUUGCGUUCAUUCUUCUUUGCUUGCCUGUGGCUCUAGUUUGGGGUGCGUGCCCCCACAUCAUCACACGAGCUGAAUGGGGCGCCAGGCCCCCCAACGGCGAAUGGUACCUGACCAACCCCGUCCAGUACGCCUUCAUCCACCACUCGGCCGGUCCAGACUGCCAUGACAGGACCACGUGCCAGAACCAGGUGAAAAUAUUCCAGAACUAUCACAUGGACACUCAUGGCUGGCCAGACAUUGGAUACACCUACGUCAUCGGUGGAGAUGGAUCCGUGUUCGAGGGUCGUGGGUGGGAUAAGGUGGGCGCUCACACCUUGAACUACAACAGUGUUGGAUAUGGUUUCUGUCUGAUCGGCACCUUCACGAGCCACAUGCCAACGGCCGCAGCCCAGCAAGCCGUCAAGGACCUGAUCGACUGUGGCGUGCAGCUGGGUAAGAUCCGAACCAACUACGUCCUGAGGGGACACAGGGACAUGCCAGGUAGCAGCACUGAGUGUCCUGGUACCCAGCUGUGGAACGCCAUCAAAAGCUGGCCACAUUAUUAGAUCCGACAUAAACAUUAGAAUGUAUUGUAUUAUUUAUUCAUGUCUUGUCAAAGAAAUAAAUGAUUUUUGAAACAGCUUGAAGCAUC
Molecule: messenger RNA, 773 nt
Organism: Physella acuta
Lineage: Eukaryota; Metazoa; Mollusca; Gastropoda; Physidae
Product: peptidoglycan-recognition protein SC2-like
Biological process (GO): innate immune response; peptidoglycan catabolic process
Molecular function (GO): peptidoglycan binding; N-acetylmuramoyl-L-alanine amidase activity; zinc ion binding
Source: RefSeq, a predicted model, not a curated record